AUACGUACUACCUAGUGUUGCAAUAUGCUGAACGCGGUGACUUGAGGACUUAUUUACAAAAUAAUUUCAAAAGUAUUGAUUGGAAAACUAAAAUUAAUAUGGCUAAAGAUAUUACAAGGGGUCUACGCUGUAUUCACAAAGAAAAUAAAGUUCAUAAAGAUUUAAAUUCAAAGAACAUUCUAGUUCACGAAGGAAGACUAUUGAUAACAGAUUUAGGAUUAUCUCGAUCAUCAGAUUCAAAUUCAAAUUCAAAAUCUGCGGGUGGUGGAAUGGUUGCAUACACUGAUCCUGAAUAUUUACGAAAUCAAUUGAAAAAUAAAAGAAAUAAAGCUUCGGAUGUUUAUA
Molecule: messenger RNA, 345 nt
Organism: Diversispora eburnea
Lineage: Eukaryota; Fungi; Glomeromycota; Glomeromycetes; Diversisporales; Diversisporaceae
Source: the annotation of a GenBank genome assembly